Molecule: messenger RNA, 1582 nt
Organism: Cydia pomonella (codling moth)
Lineage: Eukaryota; Metazoa; Arthropoda; Insecta; Lepidoptera; Tortricidae
Product: luciferin 4-monooxygenase-like
Exons: 6
Coding region: 502-1452 (316 amino acids)
Molecular function (GO): CoA-ligase activity
Source: RefSeq, a predicted model, not a curated record
UAUAUUUAACAUUAAUCUUUCCAUUAAUGUUAACUUUAUUGUAAAUAUUUCUCAGUAAUGUAUGCACUUAAAUAACGUUUAAUAUUUAUACAGAUUAAAAUAAAUAACCCACUAAACUUUAAUAAUUAUAAUCUACGAACAUUAAAAGCAAUUAAUCGCUAAACUGGAACGUUUUUCAACUAUACCCUCAACUAUCAAUCAGGAAAUUCAAUGUUUACAUUGUUUACCAACCAUUUACUAACAUAAUAUUACUAUUUAUUACAUUUUACUUGCUUCACAGGUUUUUAUACGCGAUUUCGUAUGGAAGAUGUGAAAGGGCUUUAAAGGCAUGUUUGCUUAAUUACUUAAUAAUUAGCAGAUGUCGUUAUCAAAUUGGGUUACAAACAUUUCAAAACUAAAUGAGUUAAUACUUACGAGUUGCUACAUUUCUUGAUUCUCGUAUAAAACUCGUCAGAAUCAUUAGCAGCAGUUUAUUGCGUCUUAGUCUUCAAUAACGUAACAAUGAUACACGGGGAAGGUGAAGUUUUGGUGCCAGCGCAUUUGAACUUUGGUAAAUUCGUUUUGGACCGACUGCGACGGGCCAAACCGGAUCAGACGUGCUUGCGAAACUGCACGUCCGGUGAGCAGUUAACGUUUAGCCAGUUUACACAAUAUGCAGUCAGGUUGGGAGCGGCACUGGCGCACCUCGGAGUGAGGAGGGAGCACACGGUGGCAGUGGGGGGAGAGCCCCGCGUUACCUUUAUGGCCACCGGGCUGGCGGUUAUGCUGACCGGCGCGACAUACACUCCCAUCCCCCUUAGUUGUGGAUCAGCAACCCUGACGCACAAGUUAAACCUAACAAAGCCAAAGUACUUCAUCUGCACUCGCCUGUUCUGGGAAGCCCACAGCACAACCCUGAAGAGUUUGGAUUUCAUUAAAACCUUCAUUUGUUUCGAUGCUAUCGAGGACAUAGAGUUGUCAGUUCAAAAGUUAGGCUCAUGGCAAACCCAAGUUGAUGUAGACACGUUUGAGCCCGCUGUUGUCAAUGGGGAUGACGUGGCAGUAGUCUUGUACUCGUCCGGGACAACUGGAAUGUCUAAAGGAGUGCUUAUACCGCACCUCAGCUGUAUUGCGAGGUGUGAUACACAAGGAUGGUAUGGCUUCGAUUCUUUGCAAAUAGCUUACUUUGCUGGUGAUGACCAGUGUGGUUCUUACGGCAUUUUUCCGGUGUACACGUUUUGGUGUGCGGGCAAAACAAUUAUCUACUCAGAAGAUGAUGUAGACUUGAAAAUUAUACAAGACUAUAAGGUAGAUGUUAUGCCCACUGUCCCAGCCUUUGCCGAAGAACUGCUCAACUCUAAAUCUGAAUACGAUCUGAGUUCACUAAAGACAAUUUACACUGGCACCACACCUCUUCAUCUCUCGACUGCAAAAGCAUUCAAGGAAAGGUCGUCGAUACAGAAACGCGAGUAGCACUAUGCUCAAACCAGCGCGGCGAGAUCUGCGUCCGAAGUCCGUUCCUCAUGAAGGGCUACCUGGGGGCUUCUGCGCGCUACCUGGACGAGCAGGGGUUCUACCUGACCGGUGAUCUGGGCUACUAUGA